This is a messenger RNA of Effrenium voratum, 1278 nucleotides long. The record is from the annotation of a GenBank genome assembly. Lineage: Eukaryota; Dinophyceae; Suessiales; Symbiodiniaceae.
AUGGAGCGUGUCGCACGCAUCGCAUCCCACGUCAAGGCAGGCGGCUCGCAAGAGGCGCCCCUGAGUGCCAGCCCCACUGCGGGCUUUUGCACCAAGGAGAAGAAGGAUGAUGACGUGGUCAUUUGCUGUGCAGUACGCACUGCCUUGUGCAAGGCCGGAAAGGGCUCGUUCAACAAGACCGCGCCUGAAGAGCUGUUGGCGGCUGUCUUCAAGGAGGUCGUGGCCCGAACCAAAGUGAAUCCCAAGGACAUUGGGGACAUCCAAAUUGGGAACGUGCUCCAGCCGGGUGCCAGUGGCCUCACCUCCCGCAUGGGCCAGUUCAUGGCAGAGCUGCCCUAUGACAUCCCCCUGAGCACGGUGAACCGCCAGUGCAGCAGCAGCUUGCAGGCCACCGCCUACAUCGCAUCCGCCAUCAAGAGCGGCAUCAUCGACAUUGGUCUGGCCGGCGGCGUGGAGAACAUGAGCAUGUUUCCCAUGAUGGCCACCAUUGACAUCACCAAGCUGUCCGCCAAAGUCCUGGAUUACGAGAAUGCUGAGGCCUGCCUGAUGCCCAUGGGUUUGACGUCCGAGAAUGUGGCAGCAGCAUACGGCGUCACCCGUGAGCGGCAAGACCAGAUGGCGGCGGACUCCCACCGGAAGGCCCUGGAGGCACAGAAGAACGGCUGGUUCAAGGAGGAGAUUGUGCCAAUCACGGUGGAGAUGAAGCAGAAGGAUGGGUCCAUCAAGAAGGUGGUGGUUGACAAGGACGAAGGCCCGCGCGCUGGCACCACCAAGGAGGGUCUUGCCAAGCUGAAGCCUGCUUUCAAGGCUGGUGGCAGCACAACGGCCGGGAACUCCAGUCAGACGACGGACGGUGCUGCCAUGGUGCUCUUGGCGCGUCGGGACGUGGCCAAGAAGCACGGGCUGCCCAUCAUCGCGCGCUUCUGCAGCUUCGCGUGCGUGGGCGUGGACCCGAAGCUCAUGGGCAUCGGCCCGGCCUUCGCCAUCCCACCGGCCCUGGAGAAGGCCGGCAUCACCGUAAACGACGUGGACAUCUUCGAGAUCAACGAGGCCUUUGCAUCCCAGGCCACCAUGUCCUGUGACCACCUCAAGGUCCCCAUGGAGAAGCUGAACCCCAAGGGCGGUGCCAUCGCUUUGGGCCACCCCCUGGGUGCCACAGGGGCCCGGCAGAUUGCCACGCUGCUGCCCGAGCUCAAGCGCACAGGCAAGAAGUUCGGUGUGACCUCCAUGUGCCUGGGCAGCGGCAUGGGAGCUGCGUCAGUCAUCGAGGCAGAGUGA